Trichobilharzia szidati is the source of this 8905-nucleotide messenger RNA. The record is from the annotation of a GenBank genome assembly. Lineage: Eukaryota; Metazoa; Platyhelminthes; Trematoda; Strigeidida; Schistosomatidae.
AUGUCUGCUUCAUAUAUUCGUCGUGAUACAACACUUGUCUCAAAUCCGUGCCCUUUAUCUAUCCUUUCUACCGGACCAUCAGCAUCAGCAGCAUCAUGUAUAAGCGCCAAUGAACAUCAUCAUACAAUCAGAUCAUAUUCAGAUCAAAAUCAAAUAGGAAUGCCUUCAAAACAUAGUCCAGGAGCAGCAACAGGAGUAUCUAGCGGCGGUGCCGGCGGCGGCGGCGGUCAUCUUCAGCAACAGCAGCAACAACAACAACCAAGUCAAGCUAGUAGUAUGCAUUCGCCAAAAAUGUCACCAGAUUCAACUCUAACACAAUUAUCCUCAACACCGUCAAGUUUUAUGUCGUAUUUAAAUUCAUCAACAAGUCUUAGCGGUUCCCUAUUGUCAUCAUCAUCAUCGUUAUUAUCCAAUGGUAAUCCUAUUGCAUGUGAUAGUUUUCUACGUACAGCUCUUUUAUCAGAUAACAAUAAUAACAAUAAUAAUAAUCUAGAUAAACAAUGUGUUGGCAGUACAACAAAUUUAAUGACUAGUAAUAGUAUACCAAAUUUUCAUGAUCCAAUCAAUAAUACUAUUCAACCAUGUUCAUUACUACGUCCUCGAGCUAUGACAACAUCGAAUGCUUCAAGAUCAGGUACACCAGCUAGUAAUAAUACACCAACAUCUGGCGGUGGUGGUGGUGGCUCGGCUGGUGUUGUCGGUUCAUCAGUAUGCGCAUCUGCACCGACCAGUACAACACCGAUUAAAAAAUCAUCAAGACGUAAUCCAUGGGGUUCAGAAACAUAUUCAGAUUUAAUUUCAGUAGCUAUACGUUCAUAUCCAGAUAAACAGGCAACUUUACAACAAAUUUAUGAUUUUAUUAUUACACAUUAUGAAUACUUUCGGGAACGUAGUGAUCCGACUAGUUCAGCUGGAUGGAAGAACUCAAUACGCCAUAAUCUAUCGCUACAUGAUAGAUUUACAAAAUGUCCAAAAUCCUCAGAUAAUACAAAAUCUUCCUAUUGGAGAAUUAAUCCAGAUGUUGCGGCUAAACCGUAUGUACGCAGACGAGCUUGUUCAAUGGAUACAACUAAUUUAAAACGACCAAGUCAUUAUGGAAAAAUGAAUAAUCGAUCAGGUGGCGGUGGUGGUGUUUCUCACCGUAGUAAUGCUUCCAACAACAAUAAUAACAAUAUGACUGGACAUCAUCGUCUUCAAGUGCCUUCAACAGACAAUGAGGCAAUGAAGUUAUCUUUAUCACCAGUAUGUGAAUUACAACAGCAGCAACAACAGCAUCAUCCAUUGGAUUUCAAUAGUUAUGCCUCAUCAAAAAUCGCCUGUAAUCGAUCAGAUAAUACAACAGACUGUGGGGAAAUUAAUCUGAUGAAUAAUAGUGGUGGUGGUGGUGGGAGCAGCGGUAGCUGUCGUCUAGCUUCAUCAACAUCACCGUCAACAGACACGUGUAGUACAACUAAGUCUAUGCAUUUUUAUCAUUGUACACAACAGUCGAAUCCUGCGAAUAAUGAUACACUAUGUGAUAAUAAUAAUCCAUUAAUACCUACUUGUAUUAGUUCAUCACAUUGGCAAAAUGCUAAAGCAUUAACACAUCAUCAUCAACAUCAGCUUCAGCAUCAUCAGCAGUUAUCAAAUUCUCAGGCAUAUAAUUCAAAUGCUACAUCUGGCGGCGGCGGUGUCGGUGGUGUUGGUAGUAAUAUAUUCAAUUCAGGAUUCUCUGGUCUGUCUUGUUCUACUGAUCUACCGCCAAAUCGAUGUGGUCGUACAAGUGGAUUAAUUGAACAAUUAUUACGUAAUGAUCAUACUAUUGGAAUGAAUAAUUCUUCAUCAAUGCAUACCAUAGAUCGUUUAUCCUCAGAUCAUUAUCCUACAAAUUUAUUUCCUUCAUGUCACUCUGGUAAAUCUUCUUUCACAAUUGGUAGUAGUAAUAAUACAAGUAUGUGCAAUUCACUACAACAAAUGGAUACUUUAAAUUGUUCAGAUUAUUUAUCUAAUAAUAAUAGUACAAUUGAGGCAGCAUCAUCAUUAUCUCAUAUGGAAUUACUUAGACAACAUCAACAACACCAACAGCAACAACAGCAGCAGCAGCAAUCAUUACAACAUUCAAGUGCUGCAGCUGCUGCCCUUCUCAGUCAUAUUAAUAAUAAUCCAUCACGUGGAUCAUCAAAUGCAUCAGCGCAUCAUUUAUUACCAGUACCUUUGUUAACAAGCGGUGGCGGUAAUGAACAACAUCAUGGUUCAUCGGCAGCUGCAGCGGCUGCAGCUCAAUCUUACUGGCAAGCUUAUCGUUCAUCGGUUUCAUCAGCUUCGUCAGCAACAGGAUCAUGCUUCUAUCCAGUUGGUGGUGGACAUUAUAAUCCACCAAGUUCAUCUACACCGAUAGGUGGUGGGGGUGGUGCUAACAAUAGUUUCACUGCUUCAUUUUAUGAUACAUCACACUUAUUACAUUCAUCAUCCAAUGAUGGCGGUAAAUUACUGCCGUUCCUAAAUUCCUGUUCAUCGUCAGCAUCUCAUGGUCCGACUACACCGACUACAUCAUCACCAGCAACAAAUAACAAUAAUACGUCAUCAGCGAAUUCAUGGCGUCAAUCAUUGGGAUUAGAUAUGCGCCUGUUCAACGAUUCGCAUAAUGAUUCUCAACGGUCAACAGUUGUUGAUCAUUCUAUGCCAACUUUAUCAACAUCAUCUUCAUCCUCAUCAUCGUUAUCGUGCUCAGUACAAAAUAGUGGUGGCGGUGGUGGUGUUAUAGAGAAUGCCAGUCGAUCCCUGGGACCAGUAACACCACCAGAUUUAAUGUAUUUCCCACAGACAUCACUUUUCAAUAUGGAGUCUUCAUCUUAUCAACACCAACAACAGCAACAACAACAGCAGCAGCAGUCUAAGCAAGAUAAUGACGGUAACGAUACAUCAAUGACAGAACAAUUAUGCGAAUUAGGUCGAUCUACCUAUGAAACAACACAACAACAACAACAACAACAAAAUUCGUCAUCAUCACCACAACCACUGUCGUCGUCAUCAACAUCAUCAGCAUCAUCGCCUCCUGCUUCUGCCACGGCCGCAGCCUCAGCUUCAGCAUUCACUCCAAAUCUAAGUCAAUCCUCACGUCCUCCGUCUACUAUUAUUGGCGAUUGUACAACAUACAGAGAAAUGCGACAAUAUAUUGAACCGUAUAAUACUACUACUGCUACUAAUACUAAUACUAAUACUGCAUCGUCUUAUGAAGAUGACUGUGAACCGUUGGAGUUGGAAUUGAGUUUAGAGUUGGCUGAUCGAAUUGUUGGCAGUACGAGUGUUUGUCACGUCAGUAAGUAAUCCAAUCACUUCGAGUUUUGGAUGCCCACCAAAUUAAUCAUAUAAAUUUACAAUGCCCAUUCCUAAUCAUCACUUAUUGGAAUAUCUCUCUUAUUUUGGUUUGGGAUAAUAAUAAUAAUCGAAAAAAGAAAUGUGGAAGAAUUGAUGUUGUGGUUGUUGUCCCUGUUGUUGCUGAUGAUGAUGGUGAUGACGUAAUAACUUAAUUCUAUGUUUUGGAGAUUCAUAUAAAUCUUCCAUCGAAAAUGAUAAUAAUAAUAAUAUAUUGAUAUCUAUCUAUCUAUUUACAUUUAUAUAAAUAAAUCUAUGUGUGUAUUUGAAGGCAGCUUGCAUAAACCUCCGAAUUCAUCUUUCACUAUUAUUAUUAAUACUACUACUACUACUUGUUUUUACUGUGUUUUUUUAAAAAAAAUAUUCCCUCUUCUCUGUCCUUCUUCCUGUAGAGGAUUUGAUGAGACGGUUUUCCUGUGUGUGUAUGUGUGUGAGAGAGAGAGAGAAAGAGCGAGAGAGGGAUGGAGAGGAAGCCCAAUUUCACAAAGUACAUCUUUAUCAUUUGGUCACUACUGUUACUUCUACUUUGCCAGUUAUAUACAUAUAAUAUUGACCCACCACCAGUGUAUCUUGCCAGUGUGUCUAACCAAGAGUUGUUGUCUUUCCCUUAUCUCCCGUCCCAUCUGUCGUGGCACUGUUGUGGCACACACAUUUUUGAGCAGGAUUAUUUAUUGUCUUCUCUAGUGCCUGCGUGCCUAAAUUGAUAAAACCUACCUAUUCAGGUCUGUAAUUAUUAUACAAAACGGGGAAUGUAAGUGUGAAAUGAAAAAAAACUUUAAUAGCGCCUAUUAUUAUCAUUAUCACUACUAUUACUCUUUUUCUUAUUCUUCUUAUUAUUAUGAAUCCAACUUUACCCCCGCCCCCGCCCACACAGAUAACCCCGGUUCACACGAAAUUGAUUAUUUACCCAUUCAAUGUCUGAAUGAGUGAUUGAUUGAUUGAUUGAGUGAAAGUGUACAAUGAAUGACAGUCAUAAAGCUACGAACCACCGGUUAAUAUAAACACAAACACACUUCAGGAAUUCAUUCAAUUUUGGCGCCAGGGGUUGGAGUCUAACUCCCUCGCCUCCUCCCCCUCUGAUCCCAUCCCAUCCUACUUUUACAUUUAUCCAUUUAUCCAUUUUUUGAGUUGUUUUUUUAAAGGAAAAUAUUCUUUGUGAAAAAUUUUUGUUUCUUAUAUCGCCAACACCACCACCACCAUCACUGCGCUUUAUUGUCUCUCUAUCUCGAGUCAGGUAAAAUUGUUUUGUGUACUUUUAACACGGUUUCACUUUGAGUUUUUAAAAAAAAUUUUUUAUUUAUUUCCCUUUUUUGUGCUUUUGUGUGUGUUUGUGCGUAUUAUUCCUGAUAAUUAUGAUAAUAAUAAUAAUAAGACGAAGAAUAACUACACUAAUAUAUAGCAUCAGCUCUCUACACUUCUCAUUCAUAAAAGAGGAGUUUAUCUUGAACCUCAGGAGGAGUCGAAGCAGGCGGCAGCGGCGGAGGAGCAAUAUCAUUGUUGUAGUAAUAAAUGAUUUUGUGUUAAAUGAGACGCAUUGUUGUCCUACUGUCGUUGUUCUUGUUCUCGCUUGAUUUGUAUCAUCUCUUCGGUUUUCUUCAUUAACACACAUACACACACUGCAUUCUGUGUAUUAUCGGCAGGAAUUCAUCUACCUAUAUAUAGUACGACGUAUAUUAUAUGCAUAUAUAUAUCCAGUGAAAAAAAAUAAUAAUAAAGAAAUACAAUAAUUGAUUGUGACUAUUUCGUCUAUUUUGUGUGUUCUCAGCCUAUAACGGUGGCAUCUACUCUCUCCCUCUCUCUCUAUAAUAUUGCCCAACCAUUAUUAUUAUUAUUACUGCCGCUACUACUAUAAUCAUUGUCAGUGAUUGAUUAAUUGAUUGAUUGAUUGAGUGGUGUUCACAUCUUCUUUGUUCUCUGGUAUAUUUUUGUACUAAUCUCCUCCUCCUCGUCGUUGUCGCUGUUUACUUACUUAUUCAGUGAAUUAAUUCUCUAUCUCUCUCUGUGUAUUCCUUCCUUCUUCCUUUACACGCUUACACAUAACGUGUAUAAUUCUCGAUUGUGUGUGUUCCUGUUAACACCUCUUCUUCUCUUUGUUAUUUUGUAUCUUUCUUAUUCAUUGAUUCCUUCAUUCCUUCACACAUGCACUGUCUGUUUUAUUGUGUGUCAGUAAUUGUUCGAGUACUCCUACUCAAUGGUUCCUUCACAUAAUACCGAUCUUUUUUGUCUCUCUCUCUCUCUCCUUUUUCUUUUAUAACAUCCCGCGCAGCAUUUACUCAGUGGAAUAAAAGUACAUUCUCUAUGUGUAGUCGUGAAAGACUUCCUAACCUCCAUCUAUCUCUCUCUGAUUAAUAAUGACGAUUAUGCUGGUGAUGUCGAUGUUGAUCAUUGCAGUUAUAUAUUGUUAUGACUAUUAUUAUUACUUUUUUAUAUAACUCUUCGUUUUUUUUAUAUAUUUAUACAAGUGCUUUUUAAUAGAGACACAUUACACACAUACACUCACGAUUUUCAAGUCAGGGAUGAUAUAUAGAUAUAAUAUACACAUCUAUAUAUGUAAGUUGUUGUACUGCUGAAUGCGUGUAUAACACAAAUUGUCUUUUUUUUUGUUUUACUGUCAUCUUCAGCUUCUUUGUCAGGUGUGUUCUCCUUUCCCCCUCCCCAGUAUUUCCCCCAACUGCCCCUCCUCGCUUCUCUGUCUCUCACUCAGUGACUCACUCUCCAUUGUUCUUGUUUUCUGUGCCGGUUUUUACAGUAUUACUCCUGGAUGUUGUCUAUGUAUAUGUGUUAUACCCGUGUAGCUGUGAUUUUGAUGUAUACAAAAAGAAAAUACACAGGGAACUAUUACUUCAUUUGACCCCGAUGUCUUCUCUUCUUCGUCUUCUUCUUCUUCUUCUCCCUCUUCGGUACUUUAUGCAUAUUACAAACAUGUUUACUGUCUGUUGUUGGUAAGCGCCAGGGAUGAGGAGAGAUAGAGAGAUACACCAUCGUGGUAAAAACAAAUCCGUCAGCUUUUAUUUCCUCACCUCUUCCUCCUCCUCGCCAUCUCGCUAGUCGUCGGCGUUACUGUCGUCCUCCUCCUCAUUGUUGUUGUUGUCUGGUGUCAUCACUUUUAUUGCUGUUACUGCUGCUUGUGUUGAUUGAUUUUUUUUGCUAAAAAAACAAUAAUAAUAAUAAAGUUAGCCUCGUUUGUGCUGUAAUUUGUGUGUGUGUUGUUCUAUCCCGGCAUUCUUUUUCAAUUAUGUAAACGAAAAUAAAAAACUAUGAAGAGUGUUUAUGUACACUCUUUCUCUCCUUCUCACACACCUCUGAAUAGGUUGAUUCAUCAAUGUGUGUGUUCUCUUUCCUCCGCGUUUCAUCAUCGUAUCUUUCAAUCUUUGAACCAUCGUUCAUUCGUUCAUUCACUAUUUGGUCGUGUUCCUCUCCAGGCUGUUCCUUGAUUCCUUAUCAUUUUCAUUCAUUCAUUCUUCUUCGUAUUGUCUUUCUCUUUAUAACUUUUGUGUACACUCAGUCAGUAAUUUAUAUCUAUUUAUUUUAAUAUUUCUCUUUGUCUUUCUCUUUGGGAAAUAGUCAUUCAUUUCUCCAGACGGUGUACCACACCACCACCAUACACACCCUGUCACAGUGUUCUCUCGUGUGUUUUUCUCUUGUCUUUGUCAUUUGAAGUCAAUUACUGUCAUAAUAUUAAUAAUAUUGAUAAUAAUAAUCAUUAUGUCAUUGAAAAGAAAAGAUAAAAAAAUUGCGCCAUAUCUUUUCCUUUUUUUUAAAGAAAGAACUUUAUUUAUUACUCGAAUAAUAAUAAUAAUAAUAAUGUUGGUAGUCGUUGCAUCUUCCUUUCGAUCUUUGCUUCCUUCUCCUCCCCUUCUUCUUCUUCGAAAGUUCCUUUUGAAGGAUGCAUUCACAUUCUUCAGGUAUGAGAAAUUCCCUUUAAUUAAUAACUCCCCUCCCCAUUUAUUAUAAGGGUGGGGAGUAGGGGCUGGGAAAGUCUCUUGUUUUCUUACUUGUAUAACACUCCCACCUCCCUUUGUCUGUGCGUUUGUGUAUGUUUGUGUGUGCGAGUGAGUGAAUGAGUGCCAGUAUAUGUCUUCGUAUCGGUUUCUUCGAAUUCUUCUCUAUUCAUUAUUAUACACAUUCAGACAAAUAGAUAGAUGGAUAGAUAUAUAUACAAUGUGUACACUCCUCUAUAUACACUUUCCUACCUAAUAUUAUCAUCUAAUUUUAUACGUGUACUUACCUCCUUUCCAUAUUUUUUAAUUUUUUAUUUCAAUAAAUGACGGCCAAUCCUUCCUUUGUGCGUGUUGUGUAAUUCAUUUCUUCUCCUUCCUCUAUUUUUUCUUCUGCCCAGACAGGGUGCUACACACACUGAUUUGAGAUGAGAUGAGCUGAGCUGAGAAGCGAAAACUAAUCAGGGGAAUAUAUACCACCUACUUCUAUUAUUAUAUGUGACACUUUCCAUUAUCUAAUAUCUAUAUAUCUAUAUACGUAUGUAUAUGUCGACAAAGCUUUCCAAUUUUUGAUGCUUUUGUUUUCUUCAACAGGGAUUUAUUACCAAUCUAUUAUCAGGGGUACUAUUCUUUGCUACUACUAUUAUUAUUAUUGUUAUUAAUAUCAUUAUUAUUAUGAGUAUCUGAGUAGAUAUAUAUUUCAGACAUCAGUCUUUUUUUUAAAAAACACCUUUAUUAUACUACUUACUUGUAUUAAUUACUACUGACAACAAUAAAUGAUAAAAUAAGAUAUUUUUUAAACAAACAAACAAAGAAAACUGUGCUAACGAUGCAAUACCAUGCAAAAUGCAAAAAUUCAGGAAUAUUACAUAAUAAUAAUUACAUAAUAAUUGUCAUUUCACUUUUUGUUUCCGCCCCCACAACCUCCCACCUCUGUUCACAAGUCUAUAUUUGUCUACUAGUAUUGUGUGUGUGUGUAUGUGUUCACCCCACCCCACCCCACCAUCAUCAUAAUCUACCUCUUAUACUUAGACUGUGUUAGGUCUAAUCAUUUAUGCACACAUACACCCCCGCAUACAUACCUAUCUAUCUAUUCUAUUCUAUUCUACUCUAUUCUCUUCGAUAUAUAAUACAUGCGCAUACUCUUGGUGUUCCAUUGUUGUCUUUUUCGUGUGUCUUUUUGAAGCCUGUCCAGAGAGAUUCAUUUAUCCGCUUCAGCACAAUACUACUACUACUAAUAAUAAUACUAAUAAUAAUGCAAAAAGGAGAGAAAAAGACUAAGUAUCCAUCUAUCCUUCCUGAUUGUAGCUAGCUAUUAAUCUCUUGCGCCGUUAUCAUCGUCGUUAUUCGUCGUCCUCGUCGCCGUCAUCAUCAUCAUCAUCAUUGUGUUGUGUUCUGACUCCUCUUAAUGCCUUCUUCUUCUUGUCCUCUUUUCCUCCCGACACUUCAAUUCUCUCUCUCUUUCAUCACUCCUCGCCCUCGUCGUCCUCCUCGUCGUGUUGAUUCCAGUCCCCUAUUCACUGAUGAUAUAAAUCUACAUAUAUAUGGACUAAGUGUUCUUUCGUAAUUGUGCCUAGUUCUCUCUAUGUAUGUCUGUGAGUGUAUCUUUGUGU